Messenger RNA from Bolinopsis microptera, 3585 nucleotides. Its product is annotated as dorsal-ventral patterning tolloid-like protein 1. Gene Ontology annotation, molecular function: zinc ion binding; metalloendopeptidase activity; calcium ion binding. The coding region runs from base 435 to 2501 and encodes 688 amino acids. Gene Ontology annotation, biological process: proteolysis. The record is from RefSeq and is a predicted model, not a curated record. NCBI's taxonomy places the organism in Eukaryota, Metazoa, Ctenophora, Tentaculata, Lobata, Bolinopsidae. The transcript has 15 exons.
AGCAUGAUAGAAAGGAACAACUCACCCAAAGUGGACAGCACCACUAUGAACAACAUGGUCACUGGACGGCUGCUAAACGGUAAUCAGGAGUCAGAUAAAGCUGGGGUUAUAAUACCUGGCCACAGAAACAAGCAGCUUGUCAAGGGAAGCCGAUAUACAAUCACGGGUCCCAGUCCCUCUAAUGAAAGAUUGUAACAUGAUUUGGAUCUGGAGAUGACGGAACACUGUAACAACUAACGACACGUGCUGCAGUCUAGACUUCCGUUUAGUUACCGCUAGACGAUAUUUACGAUCCGAGCCCGGUUCGAAUACUGAACACCCGAAGGAAAAGAGCGGUUUCAAGUGAGACGAGCAAGUUAUGGCCCUACGGCAUCAUACCCUACGUGAUAGAGCCUGGCAUACCAGAUGAUAUUGUAAAGACGCUAAAAGAUGCCAUGCACCAUUGGAGUGAGGAAACUUGUAUACGGUUCAUCAAGAGAUCUAGAGAACACGACUACAUUUCCUUCCAUGAUGGAAUCAACUGUUGCUCAUGGGUAGGCAGAGUAGGAGGUAAACAAAGAGUCUCAGUAGGAUCUAGGUGCAGCUCCUUUGGAGUUCUUAUACACGAACUUGGACACGUGAUCGGCUUCUGGCACGAACAUUCCCGUCCCGACCGAGACUACUAUAUCAAAGUAAUUUCAGACAAUCUAGUUCCCGGAGCUGUGAGAAAUUUCCAAAAGUUACCAAACUCCAAGGUGAACUCUUUUGGAAAACUGUAUGACUACGAGUCAAUAAUGCACUAUGGACCGAGGCAUUUUUCCUCGAACUGGAAGAACACGAUUGAGACACGACUGGCGGCAGCGCAAUAUUACAUCGGACAGAGAGAUUAUCUUAGCCCUGGAGAUCAGGAGCAAGCUAACAUUCUAUACAACUGUCCUCGAGAUACUAGCGGCUGCUCCUCCAUGAUUAAGGAGAGCGCAGGACGGGUGACAUCCCCUAACUAUCCGAACAGUUAUGAAUCAACACUGGACUGUGUAACCCUCAUUCAGCCUGACAUGAUGGGCUAUGUUCUAGUAGCCCGCAUCCUGGACCUCGAAAUGCCGGACUCGCAGAACUGUUCAGAGGACUAUGUAGAGAUACGAGACGGUCCACACCAGGACAGCCCUUUGGUCACCAGGCUGUGUGGAAAAUCCCACUCCGACGCUAUAAUCUCGGUAUACGGCACACUAUUUAUCCGGUUUCGAUCUGACUCCGCCGGCUCUGGAAGAGGCUUCCUUCUGGAGUUUGAAACAGAAGACUUUGACGAGUGUGUAACUAACAACGGGGGCUGCUCCCACUUCUGCCACAACACUAUCGGGAGUUUCUACUGCUCCUGUCCUCAGGGCAUGACGCUCUCCAAAAGAGGCGACUAUUGUAUCGAUGCCGAUAUAUCUGGAAGCUGCACGGGAAUCCUCACCGAAGAUUCAGGAAUUAUAGCCACUAUGGGAUAUCCUAACGGAUACAUAGGCGGGCUAUCCUGCUACUGGAUGGUAUACCCUCCCCCAGCCAAGGAGAUACGACUUACUUUCCACGACUUUGACCUUGAGAUGGGAAAUGAGGGUGACUGUAUGAGUUACGAUUUCGUUGAGAUUUCUACAGGAAGUGGUUCCUUACCACGGAGGUAUUGCGGUAAAACACUGCCUGAGCCCAUAACCGUCAACGGCACCAGAAUAUCUCUGCGGUUCAGCUCAGAUAACAUGUUAUCAGGCCGCGGAUUCUUUGCUACCUACACCACCGUCACCGAGGAAAGCUCCAAUGUACCAGUAUGUGAGGAGAAGUUCUACAGCGUACGAGGUACUAUUAACUACAGCAGAGACGGCAAUGUUGUGUGUGAUACCUACACCUACAUCAUCGCUCUACCUUCUUCCUUCCAGUUAUCUUACAAAUACAAUGGAAAGCUUGGUGCGAACAGCGAUGUCUCAGUCUACAGAUCCACCACGGAACUACUCACCACAUACCGCCACACCACUGAAAUAACCGGCUCUAAAACUCUCUCCAACUUGUUAAAAAUCGUCGUUAACUCCACUCAACAAGACGACUCUUUCCACCUGUCUUGGAAGAGCAAGGACAAAGGUAUCUGUGGAGGUACACGCAGGGCCACUAAAACCCCACAAAACAUCUACUCUCACCGAACUCUCAACGAAACGGACCUCGCACCCCACCAAACCUGCGUCUGGUCUAUCAGCUCUAAGAACGGAGUGUCUCUGAACUUCCUAACAUUCGACCUGGCUGGUGACGUCAUCAGAGAGGACCCCUCUCAGUCCCGUGACGUCAUCACGAGUCAUCGUCUCAGGCGGAGGGGAGGCGGCAAGUGCCGUGUCAACUACCUUGAGAUAACGGACGGUAGUAGAAAGGUUGGGCGGUUCUGCAAUGAACGAAAACAAUUGGUCUACGUCUCAAAAAGUAAAAAUGUGAAACUGAAACUGGUUACCAAGAGAGACCCUGGAAAAGGUUUUCAUGUCAAAUUUUCUCGGUUAACUUGAAAUAGCUGCACUUUUAGGUGAGCGCUCUGGGCGUUUAGUUUAAUUAUGAUGCUGAAGUAAACGACAGGUUAUGCUGUGGUGCGAUGUAAAGAUAAUAUUGUAAAGAAUUGACUCAUCGUGAUGAGGAUGAGAAGCUUGAAUAAUCUGGCGAGUUUUGAGACAAAAACUUGAAGUCUUCUUAAACUUCUGCCGACCUGACUUUUGUUAAUUUGAAUCCGCUAAGUAAGCCGUUUUAAUGUCUGAUAAAGGGGAUUUUUUGGGGAUAUUGUAAAAAAACCCCAUCUCCAAAUUUACCAAAUAAAUAUCCUUUUAUCCCCAAAAUCGCUGUUUAAUCUCCAUUAUGAAUAUUAAAUUAUGCAUUCUUGAUGACUGAAGAAACGACUAAAUGAUUUUUCAAUUGCCUGAUUGUACUUUUUUCUCACAACUCUUGUUCAAUUUCAUUUUCAAACGACUUGUUGGAUUGGCAAGUACAAAUAACGACAUGAAUUAUUUAGAUUAUUUAUUUUUCUUUUGAUUCAAAUCCCACAUUAUGAUGUAAUGGACGUUAAACUUUGAAUGUCCAAAAAUAAUGUAUGAUAUUACGUUUUUGAGUAUAUUUGACCUAAUAUUAGUGGGAUUAUUUACAUUUUAUAUUUGAAGGGAAGGGAUGAAAUACGAUUGAUCCUAAUUUAAUAAUUACCCCGACUUUUCUCUUUUGAUGUGACUGACAUGAUGUGACUUUGGAGUUAACCUCACGACAACCUUUGAUGUUUACCCGAUAAUAUGUCAGUUUGCAAAAAAUAAAAAAGGUCCCCACAAAAUCGAAAUUGUAUACUUAUUUGUUAGCAGUUGACAAAAAGGAGUAACAGAACGUAAUCGUUUUAUCCUCGUCUUUACAGAAAAGAAUUAUUGCAGUGUCAGUGGUGUUUUUAGGUUCAUUGACACUCUCAGUUUGCUAUAUUCUAUGGAAAAUGGAAAUUCUGCAUUUUUGACAUGUGGAAAAUGUCGAGAAAGUUUGAUUUGAACUUAUUAUUCUUCAAUGAUAUUUCAUCUUAUAUGCUUUACCUUGUGUAGAAUUAUUUCAAAAAGUUAUGAAAUCGCUUAA